Molecule: messenger RNA, 1807 nt
Organism: Ruditapes philippinarum (Manila clam)
Lineage: Eukaryota; Metazoa; Mollusca; Bivalvia; Venerida; Veneridae
Exons: 2
Coding region: 380-1807 (475 amino acids)
Biological process (GO): positive regulation of DNA-templated transcription
Cellular component (GO): chromatin; nucleoplasm
Molecular function (GO): ubiquitin-protein transferase activity; zinc ion binding
Source: RefSeq, a predicted model, not a curated record
UAUAAACACUUUAUAUACCUAUAUAAAGUUUAACAAUUUAGUAUUGAAUAUGAAUAAACUUUAGACAAUGUUUCACCAGAUAAAGUUACACUGUGUGCAAAGAGGUAUAAGGGAACUUUUGUUAAGUUAAACCCAAAGUAGGUCAAAUCAUUUAGACAUUAUUUCGAAAAUAUCAAUGAAAAAAAAAAAUAUGUAGAAAUUGAUAUUUUUCCAGGAGUGUGAAUGUAGAAGAUUCUUAAGGCUUUCAGUUAUCUUAAUUAUAGAGUAUAGUGUCAAUGUUUAAAUUUAAAAUAACUGUGAAAGAAAUAGAGACAUUCUUAUCAAUUUUACAAUGUAAAUAGAUCGACUAACAAAGGACAAAUCGGGGGAAAAAGACAAAAUGGCUACAGGUCGACAAAUUGAUACGGAUAUGCUCUCGGAUGAAAUAUUUGACGUAUUAUGUUCAAUGUGUACAAAUGAUGGCAGGAACACUGAAGGUAAAAAAUACUGUGUACAUUGUCACGAUUAUUUCUGUGUUAGAUGUGUCAAAGUUCACAGUAAAGUGCCUUUAUGUGCUGGUCACAAGGUAUUGGAUAAAUCUCAAGUUAAGUCAGGAACCAGCAAAGCUAUGCCGAGGGCACCAGCAGAGAGAUGUGACAGACAUAGUCAUAAACACAUUGAUAUGUACUGUCAGAACCAUGAUAAUGUUGGCUGUUCUACAUGUAUGGCAGUCGAUCACAGAUUAUGUAAGGAUACAUUCUACAUACCAGAAUUUAUCCAAAACAAUACUUACCAAGUUGAAUCAAGAGACCUUCAAACAAAACUUAAGGAAAUAGCCAAGACCCUUGAAAAACAAGUUGAUAAAUUUAAACUGGAUAAACAACGGCUGUUAAAAAGGAAAGCAGAAAUACUGGCUGAUAUCAGAAAAUUCAGACAAGAAAUCAAUGACCAACUUGACAAGCUGGAAAAAAGUUCUAUUGAUGAGAUAGAAAGUAGAGUCAAAUGCCUUGAAGACAGAAUUGAAGACAGUUUAAAACAGCUACUAGCAACUAAAUCUAGAAUUAGAUCAGCUAAUGAUAAGUUAACAUCUACAAACACAAAUCAUUCUGAAGUGUUUGUUAAUGUGAAGAUGGGAGAACAUGCUGUAAAUGUUGCCAACAAAUAUAUAAAGCAUGCCAAAAUAAAAAGUACAAUAGAAAACAUAGAGUUUCAACCCGACAGAACAAUUCUUACACAGUUAGAACAAAAGAAGACCCUAGGAACACUAUCAGAGCAAUCUACAAAGACUGCUGACAAUUUAUUUCUUCUUACACAGUUAGAACAAAAAAAGACCCUAGGAACACUAUCAGAGCAACAUACAAAGACUGCUGACAAUUUAUUUCAGAUUAAAGGAAAUCAAUCAUAUUAUGUAAAAGUUAAGUCUGAUAAUAACAGUUGUGAUAUCAUGAGUGCCUGCUGUAUGGAAGAUGGUACAAUAAUUCUAGCUGAUUUCAGCAACAAUAAGCUUAAACGGCUACACAGUUACAACUACACUGUCACAGACUAUUGUGAUCUACCCGAUUGGCCAUAUCAAGUGUGUAUGAUCAAUAACACACAAGUAGCAGUAACUGUUCCAUCAAAAAAGAAAGUUCAUUUCAUUUCUCUAGAAAGAAAUAUGAAAACAACAAACAAGAUUAACACUGAUUUUGAUUGUUUCCGUCUUGCAUAUGCAAACAAUAAUUUAUAUAUCUCAGAUAGUUCCUCAACAGUAUACAUGUAUACAUUGUCAGGUAGGAAAAUUCGUAAGUUCAGUAAGGAUCAAUCAGGACAUAAAUUGUUUGACAUCUAA